Molecule: messenger RNA, 4749 nt
Organism: Dromiciops gliroides (monito del monte)
Lineage: Eukaryota; Metazoa; Chordata; Mammalia; Microbiotheria; Microbiotheriidae
Gene: PWWP2A
Product: PWWP domain containing 2A
Exons: 2
Coding region: 1429-3771 (780 amino acids)
Cellular component (GO): nucleus
Molecular function (GO): chromatin binding; histone binding
Source: RefSeq, a predicted model, not a curated record
GUGAAAUAUAGAACCAUUUCACAUUUUAUCAAAUUUAAUUGUAAAAAAAGCUCUUAAUUGUAGUAAUGAUCUUUUCCAGUAUUUUCCCAGGGGCUUCAGGCCAAAGAAUGAUUUAAGAAGUACCAUGAAAUUUUCCUCUUAAAUAGAUCUCGAUGCUUGUUCUGAGCAAAUUUUUAAUUCAGAAUUUGUUUUCCUUCCCUGAAGGUGAUCUUCAUUCUUUCUUCUCCUUCAAAGUUUCUGAUUUUAACCACCUUUUUUUUUUUGCCACCUUAGACAAAAAGAGAAGUAGGUUUUGAGGUUUAAUUUAAACGAAGAUGGGGAAUUGCUGGAAGAGGACCUUUCCGGGCAUAUUGAACAUAAGCCAGGGGAAAGGGAGAUGAGAACAAAUGGGUACAGAGGAGAAGAGGAAUCUAAGGGAAACAAUGUACACUUGAUGGAGGAAGGGCUGGGGUUCAAGUAAGAAUACUGAUGUUUUCCAUUGUUCUGUGAACCUGGAAAGAAAAAGCAUGCCCAAAUCCAAAGAAUACCGUGUAUACUUUGGGGCUGAAGCUGGGGUUCCUGAGGGCAGUCCCUUCAUUCUGAAAAAACCCAGGAACAUCAGGCCCUACCCAGCUCAUUGGAUGGUAGCUCCUCUUUGACCAAAGAUUUGUGCAGCCCCCACACCCCCGACAUUUUUCGUUAGUAAUAAAGAAGAUGAAGAUACGGGUAAGGAGAAGUCUCUUUUUAAAGGAUUCUUCGUGGUCCUAGGAUCCCAAACUUUCUCUCACUCCCCAAAAACAAGCGCAUCUGUCCCAAAAGUAAAAGCCAGAUAGAUCCGUGCCUAGAAAUAACAUUUAUUCUAAGGGCGUGGCGCAGUGCAUCAUGGGAAUCGCUUUCCCUCCCCUCCUUUUCUACCCCACCUUGUGCUCUUACCCCUCCCCUCCGCAGCCUCUGAAAUGAUUGGCAAGCCAUGUGAUUCCCUCCUUUGCCCCUCCGCUUGGACACCUGGAGACGAAUGGACAGAUACAGCGACAAACCACAAGACCCCUAAUUUCUCCUCCAGCCAAUAGAAAACUUGGCAGCCCCUCCAGCCCCAUGCCUUGCUUCUUUCCUCUCUCUUCUUUUCUCGUUUUGAACCCGCCUUCCUACUCCAUCGCCUAACCUUCGACGUUUGACAACUCGACCGGCCAAUGAGAAGUUCCCGCUCUGGGUGGAGACUCGAUCAAGUGAUGGGCAUCCAAUCCGGCCAAUUGAUCGCUCUACCUGUGGGCGGGGUGUGAAAGGCAGCCAGUGGUGCGGCGGCAUAGAUGAACGGAGAAGAAAAGGGGCGGGAAGUGCUUCUCUGAAGGAAGGAGGGGAAGGCCCUGGAACCUAGCGCUUGCCGCUGCCGCCGCCGCUGCCGCCGCCGUCACCGCUGCCCGAGUCGGAGGAGGAGAAGCCAGAAAGAAAAUGGCGGCCGUGGCUGCGGAGGCGGCAGCGACUGCAGCGUCCCCGGGGGAGGGGGGCGCCGGCGAGGCCGAACCAGAGAUGGAGCCCAUCCCCGGCAGCGAGGCGGGCGCCGAGGCCGGCACCGAUCCCCUGCCUGUGACCGCCACCGAAGCCCUGGUGCUUGACGAGGCGGACAGCAAGCCCGCUCCUCAGGCCGAUGAGCCGCCGCAGCCGCCACCGGGGGAGCUCGCCCGGAGUCCCGGAGCGGCGGGGCCCGAGCCCGAGCCCGAGCCCCGGCUGGAGCCCGACUCUCCGAGGCUCGAGCCCGAGGAGAAACCUCCCGCUCGCUCUGAGGAGAGUGAACCGAAGGAGGAGGGGGAGGCGACGACAGCCCCACCGGGACCCGAGCCCCUGACGCCGCCGCCGGAGGAAGGGAAAGAGCCGGCUCCCGAGGAGCCGCCGCCACCGCCGCCGCCGCCGCCGCCGCCUCAGCCCCAACCCCAGCCCGCGGCCCCGGCGCUGGUCCCGCCGGCGGGCGGGGACUCGGCCGUGGCUCAGCUGAUCCCGGGCUCGGAGGUGCGGGUCACCCUGGACCACAUCAUCGAGGACGCGCUCGUGGUGUCCUUCCGUCUCGGGGAGAAGCUUUUCUCGGGGGUCCUCAUGGAUCUGUCCAAAAGGUUUGGGCCCCAUGGAAUCCCAGUGACAAUUUUCCCCAAAAGAGAAUACAAAGAUAAACCUGAAGCCAUGCAGCUCCACAAUAGAUCAUUCCAAGAAGGAACAGAAAUCAAAUGUGACUUGAAUGGUGCUGGUCCUGAUGACCAUUCUCCCAUUCAGCCACCAGAACCUAGCCUUGCUAAAAGCCUGUGGACUUCUAAACCACCUCCUCUCUUUCAUGAAGGAGCACCUUAUCCUCCCCCUUUGUUUAUCAGGGACACAUAUAACCAAUCAAUACCUCAGCCUCCUCCUCGGAAAAUUAAACGACCCAAAAGGAAAAUGUACAGGGAGGAGCCCACUUCUAUAAUGAAUGCUAUCAAACUACGACCCAGACAAGUCCUAUGCGACAAAUGUAAAAACAGUGUUGUUGCAGAAAAAAAGGAAAUUAAAAAAGGUGGCAAUGCAAGUGACUCAUCUAAAUGUGACGAUAACAAAAAACGGAGAAAUGAAAGUGUAACUACUGUGAAUAAAAAACUUAAAACUGACCAUAAAAUGGAUGGGAAAAACCAAAAUGAAAGCCAGAAAAGAAAUGCUGUGGUCAAAGUUUCAAAUAUUGCUCACAGCAGAGGCAGAGUAGUUAAAGUAUCUGCUCAGGCUAAUACUUCAAAAGCUCAGUUAAGUACUAAAAAAGUGCUCCAGAGUAAAAACAUGGAUCAUGCAAAAGCUCGGGAAGUGUUGAAAAUGGCCAAAGAAAAGGCACAAAAGAAACAGAGUGAAACUUCCACUUCCAAAAAUGCACAUUCUAAGGUUCACUUCACCCGUCGGUUUCAGAACACCAGCUCAGGUUCCCUUCCACCCCGGUUGCGUUUGAAGCCACAAAGAUAUAGGAAUGAAGAAAACGACUCUUCCCUGAAGGCCGGACUUGAGAAAAUGCGGAGUGGCAAGAUGGCACCCAAAACCCAGUCUCGCUGCACCUCUACCCGCUCAGCAGGUGAGGCCCCUUCAGAAAAUCAGAAUCCCUCAAAAGGUCCUGAAGAGGUCAACAGUGAGGUUCAGGACCCAAGUGAAGUACAUGUGCCUGAUGAGCAGGAUGAACAGCAGACAUUGGGCAAAAAGGGCAGCAAAAGCAAUAUCACUGUUUACAUGACCCUAAAUCAAAAGAAAUCUGACUCUUCCAGUGCAUCAGUGUGUAGCAUUGAUAGCACAGAUGAUUUGAAAUCUUCCAAUUCAGAGUGUAGUUCUACUGAAAGCUUUGAUUUUCCUCCAGGCAGUAUGCAUGCACCUUCCACCUCUUCCACUUCAUCCUCUUCAAAGGAAGAGAAAAAGCUCAGUAAUUCCUUGAAAAUGAAAGUGUUUUCCAAAAACGUCUCUAAAUGCAUCACACCAGAUGGCAGGACCAUAUGUGUAGGGGACAUUGUUUGGGCCAAGAUUUAUGGCUUCCCAUGGUGGCCAGCCCGUAUUCUUACUAUAACUGUAAGCCGGAAAGAUAACGGCCUCUUAGUCCGACAGGAGGCCCGUAUUUCAUGGUUUGGGUCUCCAACAACAUCUUUCCUUGCACUAUCGCAACUGUCCCCCUUUUUAGAAAACUUCCAGUCACGCUUUAAUAAGAAGAGAAAGGGCUUGUAUCGCAAGGCUAUCACAGAGGCAGCUAAGGCUGCAAAGCAGCUGACUCCCGAAGUGCGGGCCCUGUUGACACAAUUUGAAACGUGAACAUGGACAGUAAGGUAGGCAAGAAAAGUUUGGAGGCUCCACAAAAUUUUAUUAGGCUAGUUAGAAAUAACACAAAGUAGAAAUGGCCAAAACCGGGAAGAGAAAAAGAAAUUGCACUCAGUUGGCUGCUUUCUUUUAAUACUAAAAUUGUUCUCUUGAUAACUUUCUUGACAGGCAAACUAAACCAAUUGAACAUGCAGUCAAAUUUUUUCUUAACCUGAAAAGUUUAGCAAUAUUUUCAAAUAAAAAUCUUGCAUUUUUAAAUUCCUCAACCUUACCCCAAGGCAUAGGAGCCAUAGCCUCAAUUGAAAGGCAUUUUUAUGCAGGGAAUAUACAUCAGUUUCUUCCGAAUAUGUAGCCUAUUACUAUGUGACACAGGUUACAGACCUGGGGGAUGGUAGUAAUAGCUGUGAGUGGGGUGGUCCAGUAGGAACGUUUGGGAUUUUAGUGACCACUUGUUUUUAUUUUUAUUUUGUUUGUUUGUUUUAUAAAGAACACAUAAGCCUUUCUAUGCACACAAGGGCAAAUUUGACACUUCAGUUUUUGACAAGCUGAAAUAGGGAUGGAUGCUCAUUGUUCAGAGGCAGGCUGCAGAAUUGCUCAAGAGUUUGGGAUCAAGGGCUGUCAAUGCUGCAUAGUUGAGAAUCAUAACUUCCUGUUUUUCUUCCAUUGAAAAAAAAACCUUCCAAGGUUCUGACUUGGGAGUUUAGAUAAAGAGGUUUGUUUUGAAAAAUGUAAAUAAUUGAUUGCUAAAUUGGUCAGAUUUUCUCCUGACUGGCUGUUCCUAAAUUUUUAGGAUACGUCCUAGUAAAUUACACUUUGUGAAUUACUUGUCAUGUGUAAUUGUUGCAUUUUGGAUGUACCUAAUUUCAUAAUUUUGAAAAAAAUAUUUCCGUUUAAGGUAUCUGUUUGCAGGUCAGAAAGUAAGAAAAUGUAAUUGUGUAAUGCUCUGAUAUGUACAAAAAUGUAAAUAAAAUU